AAGAUGGCGGCAGAGGCUUCAUCCCCUUAGGAAAACCUCGGCCGCCAUCUUGCUUGAUGGCAAACCUGCUCUCACAGCUGCAAAAAACAGCAGAGAGAAAGUACAGAAAAGUAUUGACCGUAUAGUACCAACGAAUAAUCUGUGAAAAUGGAAGAAAGAAAAACCAAGAGGAGGAGUCCUAAAUCAUCCACUUCUCACAUCACUCAGGUUGUCAAUAAGAAAAACUCUGUGCCUGCUAGCAAAAGUACAGGGUUUUCAAAUCCUCCACCGCAGCCAUCUUUGCAGAGACCAAAGUUUAAAAGAGGCAUGAAAGAGAAAGCCAAAGCACCAGGAACAGAAAGCAAAGGGGCACAGUCAGCUCCAAUCCAGCACUCAUUUCUCACUGAUGUAUCAGAUGUUCAAGAGAUGGAGAAAGGACUUCUGAGUCUUCUCAAUGACUUUCACUCUGGCAAACUUCAAGCAUUUGGAAAUGAAUGUUCCAUAGAGCAAAUGGAGCACGUAAGAGGAAUGCAGGAGAAGCUGGCUCGCUUGAAUCUAGAGCUUUAUGGGGAGUUAGAAGAACUUCCUGAAGAUAAAAGAAAACUAGCUAGUGACUCCAAUCUGGAUAGAUUGCUGACAGAUGCUGAGAAGCAGUGACUAGCCCAAGGUCUUCCAGUGAGCAUCAUUAGCAAGUGGGGAUUUCAACCCCAGUCUCCCAGGUUUUACUCCAACACUCUAACCACUUCACCACACAGGCUCUCAAGUGCAUUAUUAAUUCCCCAAAAGUGAGAUCAAAAAUCAUCUUGUGUAUUUUGGGGUUCUCAAGGUAUACAUUGUGAAUGUUUAGAAGAAAUUGCCACCAGAAGCCUGGUUUAUUUCUUAAUGAAGAAGUAUGACUGAAAUGGACACCCAAGUUGAUAUUUUUAUUAGUUCUUAAUACAGAGAUCCCCAAACUUUGCAGCAAUUUUACGUGAACAUUACAAUCAUUUAAAAAUAUCUAGCUGUAAGAAGGAUAUAAUGUUUGGAUAUAAGAAUAGAAAAAUAUAUAGUAGUUAGAUGUAUCCAAAAUAUUAAAAGGGGUGAAAACUGCUGAAUGCUUAUAAAUUUGCUUUUAAAAAAAUGAAAUCUAUGGGGAACCUCCAGCCUGGGGGCCUAAUUAGGCCUUCUGGGACUCUUGAGGUUGGCCCACCAGGCCAUUUGGGGCAAACCACACCCAUCUUUCCCCCGCCUGAUGUCAUAUGAUAUCAAAAAUGGGAAAGUUCAAACAAGAAUUCAAGCAACCUCUGCUUGAAUUCAAAAAGUGCCAGAUUCAAGCUGGGGCUGCAAAGGAAGACUCUUACGAUGUUUGGUGACUGACAGAUAGUUGGGCUACCCAUCUGUCAAAGUGGCUUGUGGUGGGUUGGCCACUUCUAGACAUGGCAGGGUUCCCCACCCUUGUCCUGUUUAAACGUGUCAGCCCAUCUUUCAGAAAUCAACUGCAGGUCCUUUGAUGAGACAUAUCAGUUGGAUCACUGGUGCUGAGAGGAUCUAAAGGUAGUUCCGAUGUCUUCUCUGUUCUUUUCUCAUGUACUAUUUGGUUUGGGUUUUUUCUCUUUAAAUUAUUUCCUUUUUCCUUAUCUUGUCUUGCUGUUUUUCCAUUCUUCAUAUACAUGAGCAACUCCUUCUUAUGGUGCACACUAUUUUCUACACACAGCAUAUGUAGGCAUACUAUUAUUAUUUUUCUUGAUUUUUACUAAUGUCUCUUCUUUUAGCUGAAUAUCUUUGCACACACUCUGCACAUACAUCUCGCCAAUUUCAAGUUGCUUCUCCUUCGUCUCCUCUUUCGGGCAGCAGUGUGCUAAUUUGCCUCAGAAGACCUGAUACCAUUACUUUAUGCCCUACAACAGUAUUCUCUCAGUGUUCUGAGCAGGAGUUCUUUAUGCUUGUAUUAAUCCUUAUAUAAUUCAUGAAUCAUUUGAGAUAGUGUGGUUAGUGGCUUGGACCACAUACCCACUCAGCCAUGAAGCUGACUUAAAUGCAUUAUGUGGUGUUGCACAAUUUUUUUCUUAACUUGGAAUAACAGUGGCUGGAGGAGAAUUAAAAUAGUGUGGGGGUAGGGAGGAUUUAGCCUUUUCACCCUGCACUGUGGUCCUGGUGAAAAUUGCCCCUCAAGCUGCUAUUUGGCUCCAAGAGCAGCAUUUUGUCUGAGCUAUAUGGGAGCUUUAGAGGGGGAGUGGGGAGAAUUUUUGGUUGGGAUCACAGCAUAGAAGGGUGAGGAAUUUUUUUAUAUAUUUAAAAAAUCCUUCCUCACCAAGGUCAUGAUCAGACCCUCCUUGGCUGCCACUUAAAAGUUAAAAUACUGCAGUGUAACUAAACUGUGCAUUUAAUGUAAUGUGCCGUUAGGCAACACCAAGAAAAAGGGCCAAUCUUGUGAUGAUAAAACAGGAAGCAGGGAGCCAUGUAUGCCAUCCUAAGGGCCUUGCAAGAAAGAGGCAGAUAAAAAUGUCAUAAACAAUAUGGUUGUGUAAGAAAAAUAAACCCAUGAAGUAUUUUUCGUAUGUUCCUGUGGCUCUUUAAUGGCUAGAGAAGCUGAGACUUAUUAUCUUAAAUAUUGCUGUUCCCAAUGUCCAUGUCAUACCAGAAAAAACAUAAGACUUUUAUAGCUUAAUCUUGUGAGACAUAAUUCCUUAA
Rhineura floridana is the source of this 2649-nucleotide messenger RNA. It is a transcript of the gene CCDC28A, whose product is annotated as coiled-coil domain containing 28A. NCBI's taxonomy places the organism in Eukaryota, Metazoa, Chordata, Lepidosauria, Squamata, Rhineuridae. The transcript is spliced from 5 exons. The coding region runs from base 148 to 636 and encodes 162 amino acids. The record is from RefSeq and is a predicted model, not a curated record.